Messenger RNA from Beta vulgaris subsp. vulgaris (sugar beet), 2324 nucleotides. RefSeq lists its product as uncharacterized. Gene Ontology annotation, biological process: mRNA 3'-end processing. Lineage: Eukaryota; Viridiplantae; Streptophyta; Magnoliopsida; Caryophyllales; Amaranthaceae. The transcript is spliced from 8 exons. Gene Ontology annotation, molecular function: RNA polymerase II complex binding. The record is from RefSeq and is a predicted model, not a curated record. The coding region runs from base 340 to 2061 and encodes 573 amino acids. Gene Ontology annotation, cellular component: RNA polymerase II, holoenzyme.
AGGGGAGGGAUAGAGAAAAAAGAAAAAGAAAAAGAAAAAGAAACAUACAAAAGAAGUAGAGGAUUUGGCUAACCCUCGAAUCGAUUACAACGAAAAUUCCCUCUCUCUCUAUACAUAGUAGAUAUUACAGUCUACAUUGAAAUACACCAAUUCCAAUUUUGUUCAUUAUCUCAAAAGUUGAAUUCGAAAUUCCAGCAUCAAUUCAAGUUACUUUCGGACUGAAGAAAUUGAGGAUUUUUUCGACGAUUCCAAAAGAUUGAAGGUUUGUUUUGUACUAAUUUACUUUCUGUAGUGCUUGCAACCAAGAUAUUUGCGAGAGAAGGAUUUGAAGGUGGCAACAUGAGCAAUGAAGUUUUUGACGCAACUUUGUUAGCUGAGAAGCUGUCUAAACUAAACAACUCACAACAAAGUAUAGAGUCAUUGUCCCGUUGGUGUAUCUCCCACCGGAAGAAAGCAAGGCAGAUAGUUGAAACAUGGGAGCAAUUGUUCAACUCAUCUCAAAAAGAGCAAUGUGUUUCUUUUCUUUAUCUUGCAAAUGAUAUCUUGCAAAAUAGCCGACGAAAGGGUGGUGAAUAUGUGAACGAGUUCUGGAAAGUCCUUCCAGCUGCGCUCAAGCAUGUCUAUGAUAGUGGUGGUGACAGUGGAAAGAAAGCAGCAACGAGACUGGUUGACAUUUGGGAAGAAAGAAAGGUUUUUGGAUCUCGCAUCCAGGGUCUUAAAGAUGAACUGGUAGCCAAGCAGAUAAAAGGUCCUGCUCCACAAGUGGUCAGCAACGGAAAGAGCUCCAAUCCUAUCAAAAUUGUGAAGAAGGAUGCUCAGUCUUUGAGAAUUAAAUUAGCUGUGGGAGGAUUUCCUGAAAGAAUUGUGUCAGCAUUUCAUGGUCUGCACGAUGAAAGCUUAAAUGAAGAAUCUAUGCUGACCAAAUGCAAUGCAGCCGUCCUUUCUGUAGAAAGAAUUCUGAAGGAAGUAGAAAAUACAAUUAGUCGAGGAAUUCUACCAGGGACUGGAAUAGCAGAUCAGAUGCAGGAGCAGGAAGAUGUACUUCAGCAAUGUGUCCGACAACUUGAAGGAGCAGAAGCGAGCCACUUAACAUUGGUUUCUUUGCUAAAAGAAGCAGUUCAGGAUCAAGAAGCACAGCUGGAGACUUUACGAUGUCAAAUGCAGAUUGCUCGGAGUCGAAUUAAUGAAGUGGGAACUCUGAGGCUAAGGGUAUCAUCAUGUGAUCAUGGUGUAUCAGCAACAGCAGCUCAUGCAUUGACUGAACCACCAAUGAUGGGAGAGGUGAAUAACCCUGUUUUGCAGGCAACAAACAGUCUUCAGAUUCCUUUAAGUCAACCAAUUGGCAAUCAACAGAUUCCUGCUCAUCAAGUGUCUCAUACUCCAAGUCAACAUGCAACCUCUUUUGCUGCACUGACAGCAACUGAUGAAGAGAGUAAAAGGGCUGCAGCAGCUGCUGUUGCUGCUAAGCUUGCUGCCUCCACAUCCUCAGCGCAGAUGCUUACCUCAGUCCUUUCUUCCCUUGUGGCAGAAGAGGCUGCUUCCAUGAAUGAUAGUUUGAGAAAGGCAGGGCUUUCUGCUAGCAUACCAACUUUCCCCCCUGAAAAACGGCAGAAACUAGAACCGCCAUCAUCUGGAGCGGAUGUUUCAAACCUUGAUGCAGGGAGCUCACCCUAUUUUACCCCUCUCCAGCAACCAAUAUCUAGCAAUCAAUUGUCAGUGUCCAGCAUUCAGGCUUCAUUAGGUCCACCUCCCCCUCCACCACCUCCUCCACCUUCUUUGCUGCCUUCCAAUCCUAAUCAGUUUACUCAGUCCGCUGGUAUGAUGUUGAAUAUGAUGCCGUAUGGAUUUGGUGGUAACAACCUACCACCACCCCCUCCUUUACCAUCUCAUGUUGCCAUGGGCCUUGCACGACCAGUUGCCCCGCAAAGCCCGCAGCCACUUCAGCCUCCUCAGCAACUGGCUCAACAGCAGAAUGCAAGUGGAGGAUUCUACCGCCCCCCUGGUAUUGGUCUUUACGGGUCAACCAGUCAGCCUUCGACACCACCUGUGCAGCGGCAGUAAUCUAUGAUGGAACUUUUGAAGGAGGGGAAUUUAUUUGUAUCCCAUGCAACCAUCUGUACAUUAUUAGGUUCUUGUUCACUUCUAGGCUACACACCUUUUGCACCAUACUGUCUAUCAACUUUGAUGGAUGCUGUGUAGCAUCAAGGGGUUAUUUUGGUUGCAACACAACUUACAUUUGUAGUUUAGACAUGUAUCUGUAAUUGUCCUAGGUAAAAAUAACAGCUAAAUUUUACUAUAUUAUGGGCGAGGAUCAUUCUUUUUAA